Tetrahymena thermophila SB210 is the source of this 10734-nucleotide messenger RNA. RefSeq names its product REJ domain protein. Lineage: Eukaryota; Ciliophora; Oligohymenophorea; Hymenostomatida; Tetrahymenidae. The transcript is spliced from 12 exons. The record is from RefSeq and is a predicted model, not a curated record.
AUGUAAAUAUUUAUAGGCAUUUUGCUUGCUUUAAAAAUCGUCUAAGCAUAGGAUUGCUCAUUCCUUCUCUAAAAAACUUAACCAACUACUACACCUCUGGGCUACUCCUGCAAAAUUAAUACAUCUGUAAAUUUCAGUGAUGCUUAAAUUUAAGAUACAACCAAGUAUAAAUUAAGGGCAGCUAAUUUUUAUGGCAAUGUCACGGGCGCAAUAGUUAGUAUUAGAUAACCUACGUGUGAUAAUUUAAUUUAAACAAAUGAUCAAAAUUAUCAAAGCAUAAAUUUUGAGAUUAAUGGAGAUAGCACGUUAUAGUAUAUAAAUAAUAUAUACAUAAGCUUUAAUUUAUAUAGCCCCAUUAAACCUGUAUUAUUAAAUUUUACUUCAAGUUGGAAUUCAUAAGCGUAAUAAACUCUAUCUUUAAAUGUUUCAGAUUACCCCCGUGAUUAACCACCUACUUGCCAUUAUUUUCGUGUAUAAAAUGUAUUCGCAAAUAUAGAUUUGACUAGCUUAACAAAUAAAUUUAGUUCAAGUUCCAUUCUUAUUACUAGAUUUUUAGAUUAAACUAAUAUGGCUUUAAUUUGGGUUUCAAAUUUAUAGGUUCUGAUUUACUACAAAUGUCCGAUUGGAUGCAUGGGUGAUUGUCCUUCGGGGAAUUGCCAAUCUUGUUAAAGCGGCUACGAUCUUAUCAGUGGUUCGUGUGUAUUAAAGUGCGGUUAAAGAUAAUACUCGAAAGUAGUAGAUGCCUCUUCAUAAUAAACUUGCUAACCCUGUCUUACUAAUUGCAAUUUAUGUUCUAAUGGGAGUACUUGUACAAAUUGUGAUAGUGGUUAUACUUAUGCUGUCGUUAAUGGUUCAAAUUAGUGCUAUCCAUCUUGUACCUAACCUAACCAGUAUAUUGAUCCAUAAGGUAAUUGCCAAAACUGUAUGUAAUAUUGCAGCAAUUGCAGCACAGCAACUUAUUGUACAGCUUGUUUUACAGGAUUCAUUUUGAAUGCUAACAAUUCUUCUUGUUAAUGUAACGGUUAUAUUAACAAUAAUCAAUGCCUUCCUUGUACUUCUCCUUGCUAAACUUGUACUGAUAGCUCAAUUUCAAGCUGCCAAUCCUGUAUAAAUAAUUACUACCUUGUUAAAGAUUAUCCAAAUUAGUCUUAAUCUUAAUGUCUUUAAAUAUGCCCUAAUAACUAUUAACUAAUCAAUAAUACUUGCAAAUUAUGUAUUUAGACUAUUUACAACAGUUGUUUUAAUUGCCCUAGUACUUGUAGAUCUUGCUCUCCAUCUUAGACUAACAAGUGUUAAGAUUGUUAUCCUGGAAUGCAGCUUAAUAGUAAUAAUUUAUGCGAACCUUCGCCAUAACCCGGACUAUAAGUAGAUAGUAGAAAUCUCAACUUUUAUUAUUGUAGCUAAAAUAAUAUAGCAGUUGUUUAGGCUACUUUUUCAAGCUCAAGUCCAACAUUAACUCUGGAAUUCGGAAUUAAUUUAGUUCCUAUACCUGGGCUAUAAUGUAAUUAAAUAUUUGACGCUGUUACGCUAAAUUUGCUAGGCUCUAGUACAUGCUCUAUCAAUUUAUCAUAAAUCAUUGUCACAUUAAGUUAAGAUGCUAAUUUAAUGGUUAACUAAGUCAUAACUAUAACUACCACUGCUUAGAUACUUUAAUUCUAAGGAGUUAGUUCAAAAAUUGAUACAAUUUAUUUGAUUUCUUAUGUUUAGCAACCAGUUACUCCUUAAGUGAAUGUUCUAUACAAUUAAGUUGUAAAUUCUUGUAAUGACAUCUAAUUCUAAAUUUAAACACCAUAAAAUGAUGCAGGAAGAGGUUUCUUAAAUAUAAAAUGGAUAUUAUCUAACCCGUAAAAUUUCAGUUAAACAGUUAUGCUGACCUUAUUAGAUAUUAUAACUACAGCUAAUGAUAAUCAAAAUUUUACUUUGUUUAUCCCAAAAUAAACUAUUCCCGCAAAUACUGACAUAUCUAUUAAGAUCUCCUACACUCUCAAAGUCUCUUAAAGCAACACCUUGUCUUUUACAACCACAUAUUAAUAAAAGAAGCAAAUUUUUAUAAGCCAAAUUUAAAAUAAUUAUCCUCCAAUAUAUAGGUAUAUAGACUUGUAAAUCACAUAUUUUUUUACUAUCUAAUCAUGUGAUUUGAAUGGGAUUCAAUAUUUUUAAGAUUAGAUUGAAAUCUAAAUUACUUCAUCAGCUCUACCUUCUCUUAACAAAAGUUUAACUAAAUUCAAUGAACCAUAAAUAUUAUUAGAAGUACAACCUUAUGCUAUACCUGCUAGUAUAAAUUUAGAUAUUUAGGUUUCUGUGUAAAUUAGUAGCGAUGCAUCUAUUAGUAAUACAAAUACUUUAUCUGUACCUUACACGGUAACAUAACUUUAGACUCUGAUCUAAAAUGGAUCUGAUAUGCUUGUUAAUUAUAAAAACAAUCUUACUCUAAUUGGAUUGGCACGAGAUUAUGAAAUUUAAGAUCCUAACACUUCACAAGGAAUACAACUAAGUUGGCAUUGCAGAUCUUUGUAAGUAUAAAAUGGGGAUAAUUAAUGUUACACAUAUAAAAAGGAAGUUUAUGUACCAUAAAAUACUUAGAAUAUUACAAUCGAUGGUGGUACUUUCAACCCUUAUUAAAUCCUCAGCUUCACUAUUUAAGGAUCUAAAGAUUCUAGAACUUCCUAGUAUAGCUCUUUAAUUAUUUUCGCAGAGACGGAUCUUCCUCCUCUCUUGGUUGUAUUUGAUGACCCUAGGUAAUUAUAAUAGAUUAACAUAAACGAAGAUAUUCAUGCAACUCUUAUUUAUGGCUCAAAUGUACCUUCGGACAUUCUAACUUAUGCUGGAGCAAUUCUCUACAAUAAUUUAGUUGUAGGAGUAAUUAAAUUUGAUUAUUAUAAACUUAAAUUUAGAAUUUGGGAUUAUUUUUCUGAUAUAAAAGCAGAUAAUAUAAUUGUUCAAAUCAGAUUUACUGUAUAUAACCCUGCCAAUAUAAUGCCUAGUUUAAGUGUAACAAACUUUAAUAUAAACUUAGCUCCUUCAAAUUGUGUUCUUUCUGUUACUCCUUCAAGUGGUCAGGCUUUAACUACCUAAUUCACUAUUCAAUUUAAUGGUUGCGUAGCCCUUAAUAAUCCUAUAACUUACUAAUUAUUCUAUUAUAACCAGACCUCUGAUGCUUUAAAAGAAAUUUAAAUCCCUUAAAAUAUCCUAAGAAGAUAAUUACAGGAUUAGAGUUUACAGUCCAAAAUUAUUACCAAUCUCCCUUCAGGAAAUAUAGUAAUUAUGGGUCAAGCUAUGGAUUCUUACUUAGCUGUCUUUAAUACUACUAUUUAAGUGAAUGUUUCUCCAUUCUAGGGAGAUGAGUAGACAUUAUUGAGUUUAAUAGGUUCGGCACUUUCAUAGUAAAAUAUAAAAGUAAAUUAAAUGCUCAUUAAUUUAUGCAUUAUUGGUGAAGAAAUAACUAAGAACACUGCUCUUUACAAUCUAGAUUCUAUUAACUUCAGAAAGUAAAUGUUAGUAUAGUCGAUUAUAAGCUAUUCAAAUAGGCUUUAGAGUAAUUCUUUUUUGUCUACUUAUGGAAAUAAAGUUGUAGCAGCUCUUCAAGCUUCCAUAAAUAAUAAUUAUCAAACUUAAAGUUAUAAAGUCCUUGACUAUGUUAAUACAACUUUACAAAAUUCACAGCAAAAAAUUGCAAAUUAAAACAAUAAUAAUAAAUUAUUUAACAAUAACGAUAUUGUUCUAUAGAAUUUGAUUGAUUGCUUUAAAAUGUUGAACUCAACUACCCAAGAGGCAUCAUAAGACUCUUUUAAAUCCCUUUCUUCUAAUCAAACCAUGUUGCAACAACAAAUGGAUUUAUCAGACUAAAUAGGAAAUCUAUUAAACAAAAUUACCCUUCCCAAUUAAGGAGACCUUUAAUUACAAGGAAAUUUAAUCUCUAUAAGCACAGAGUAAAUAACAUCUAAGAAUCUUUAAAAAUACAUGUUUAUAUAAAACUAGCCAUCAUAAAAUGAUUCAAACAUUUAUAAUGUUGUCUUGACUAACUAUUCUAAUAACCCUUUUAUUAAUACUGAAGGCUUUUAGUCAUAUAUAAAUUAACUUUAAAACACGACUCCUGGUAUAUAAGUUUCUAUAAAUUCUGUGGUAAAACCAUUUAUCUAAAAUACAAAUAAUGCCACAGUUAGUUAAGAGUUUAAUAAUUCUCUUAGUCUCUAAUUUUCGAAUAUUAAACCAUCAAAAUAUAAUUUAACUUGCUUGUAGCAAUAAUCUUAAUCUAACUGGACUCAAUCAGAUUGUAAAUUGAUUUAAUCUACCCUAAUUGGAUCAUAUACCUGUGUUUGUAAAAAUCAAAAUCCCACAACAAUUAUAGAAAAUUUAAAAGAUCUUCUUGAUAAUAAAAAUUUAAAAACUGCAUUUGGUUCAUAGGGAAUAUAAAAUAUUUCUAAUUUUACAACAUUCUAUGAGUAUGCUAUAUUUUGGAUUCUUAGUUCAGUUACACUAAUCCAAAUAGGACUCUGCAUUUAUGGUCAUUUGCUAGAUUUUAAGAAUUAAAUUACAUUUGUAGGAUCUAUGUCAAAAAUCAAUCCAAUAUCUUUAGCAAAUUUUGAAAAUUUUGAUUAAAAAGUUACAGAUAAGUAAAAUCAACUGCAACUAAAUUUAUAAAAAUAAGAAUCAGAUAAAUUAUAAUAAAAGGAAUCGACUGUUUUUAUAAAUUACUUGCAAUCAAAAUAAGAAUCUUAAAGAGCUACGCAAUCAAAUAUAAACCUAAAAAGACCUGAAUAUGAUUAUCAAGGAAGUAAAUUAUUUAUUUAAUAAUAAGAAAAUGAUAUAAACAACCAAAAAGUUUAGAACUUAUUGUCUUUACCUGAUAACCAAAGCAUUUAAAGCCUAUAUCUGACUUCAAAAGAUAAUAAAUAGGAAUAAAAAUUGGAUUAACCCAACAUCAUUACUGAAAAUAAAAAAACAAAUAAUAUUGAAGACAAAGGCAAACAAAAUAAAGAAGAAUAAAAGGAUAUAGUUGAAAUAUUAAAAGGAUCAAAAAAUACUCAAAAAUUAAUGGAGACCUCUUUGUUGAAAAAGAUAUUAAUUUUUCACAAUUUUAGCAGUAUUUUCUUUGUUUACAGCAUUUUGCUUGCUUUAAAAAUAGUCUAAGCAUAGGAUUGCUCAUUCCUUCUCUAAAAAACUUAACCAACUACUGCACCUCUGGGCUACUCAUGCAAAAUUAAUACUUCUACUACUUUUGAUGCUGCUAAAAUUUAAGAUACAACCACAUAUAAAUUAAGGGCAGCUAGUUUUAAUGGCGAUUUCGCGAACGCACGUGUUAAUAUUAGAUAACCUAGUUGUGAUAAUUUAAUUUAAACAAAUGAUUCAAAUUAUCAAAACAUAAAUUUUGAGAUUAAUGGAGAUAGCAUGUUAUAGUAUAUAAAUAAUAUAUACAUAAGCUUUAAUUUAUAUACCCCCAUUAAACCUGUAGGAUUAAAUUUUACUUCUAGUUGGAAUUCAUAAGCUUAAUAAACUCUAUCUUUAAAUGUUUCAGAUUACCCCCGUGAUUAACCAACUGGUUGCCAUAAUUUUCGUGUAUAAAAUGUAUUCGCAAAUAUAGAUUUGACUAGCUUAACAAAUAAAUAUAGUUCAAGUUCCAUUCUUAUUACUAGAUUCGAAUAAGAUAAUUCAGUGGCUUUUAUUUGGCUUUCAAAUCUAUAGGUUCUGAUUUACUACAAAUGUCCGAUUGGAUGCAUGGGUGAUUGUCCUUCGGGGAAUUGCCAAUCUUGUUAAAGCGGCUACGAUCUUAUCAGAGGUUCGUGUGUAUUAAAGUGUGGUUAAAGAUAAUACUCGAAAGUAGUAGAUGCCUCUUCAUAAUAAACUUGCUAACCCUGUCUUACUCAUUGUAAUGUAUGUACUAAUGGGAAUACUUGUACAAAUUGUGAUAGUGGUUAUACUUACGCUUUCGUUAAUGGUUCAUUUUAGUGUUAUCCGUCAUGUAUCUAACCUAGCCAGUAUAUUGAUCCAUAAGGUAAUUGCCAAAACUGUAUGUAAUAUUGCAGCAAUUGCGACACAGCAACUUUUUGUACAGCUUGUUUUACAGGAUUCACUUUAAAUGUUAACCAUGCUUCUUGUUAAUGUAACGGUUAUAUUAACAAUAAUCAAUGCCUUCCUUGUACUUCUCCUUGCUAAACUUGUACUGAUAGCUCAAUUUCAAACUGCCAAUCCUGUAUUAAUAAUUACUACCCUGUUAUAAAUUAACCAAAUUAAUCAUAAUUUUAAUGUCUUUAAAUAUGCCCUAAUAACUAUUAACUAAUCAAUAAUACUUGCAAAUUAUGUAUUUAGACUAUUUACAACAGUUGUUUUAAUUGCCCUAGUACUUGUAGAUCUUGCUCUCCAUCUUAGAUUAACAAGUGUUAAGAUUGUUAUCCUGGAAUGCAGCUUAAUAGUAAUAAUUUAUGCGAACCUUCGCCAUAACCCGGACUAUAAGUAGAUAGUAGAAAUCUCAACUUUUAUUAUUGUAGCUAAAAUAAUAUAGCAGUUGUUUAGGCUACUUUUUCAAGCUCAAGUCCAACAUUAACUCUGGAAUUAGGAAUUAAUUUAGUUCCUAUACCUGGGCUAUAAUGUAAUUAAAUAUUUGACGCUGUUACGCUAAAUUUGCUAGGCUCUAGUACAUGCUCUAUCAGUUUAUCUUAAAUCAUUGUGACAUUAAGUUAAGAUGCUAAUUUAAUGGUUAACUAAGUCAUAACUAUAACUACCACUGCUUAGAUACUUUAAUUCUAAGGAGUUAGUUCAAAAAUUGAUACAAUUUAUUUGAUUUCUUAUGUUUAGCAACCAGUUACUCCUUAAGUGAAUGUUCUAUACAAUUAAGUUGUAAAUUCUUGUAAUGACAUCUAAUUCUAAAUUUAAACACCAUAAAAUGAUGCAGGAAGAGGUUUCUUAAAUAUAAAAUGGAUAUUAUCUAACCCGUAAAAUUUCAGUUAAAUAGUUAUGCUGACCUUAUUAGAUAUUAUAACUAAAGCUAACGAUAAUCAAAGUUUUACUUUGUUUAUCCCAAAAUAAACUAUUCCCGCAAAUACUGACAUAUCUAUUAAGAUCUCCUACAUUCUCAAAGUCUCUUAAAGCAACACCUUGUCUUUUACAACCACAUAUUAAUAAAAGAAGCAAAUUUUUAUAAGCCAAAUUUAAAAUAAUUAUCCUCCAAUAUAUAGGUAUAUGGACUUGUAAAUCACAUAUUUUUUUACUAUCUAAUCAUGUGAUUUGAAUGGGAUUCAAUUUUUUUAAGAUUAGAUUGAAAUCUAAAUUACUUCUUCAGCUCUAGCUUCUCUUAACAAAAGUUUAACUAAAUUCAAUGAUCAAUAGAUAUUAUUAGAAGUACAACCUUAUGCUAUACCUCCUAGUACAAAUUUAGAUAUUUAGGUUUCUGUGUAAAUUAGUAGCGAUGCAUCUAUUAGUAAUACAAAUACUUUAUCUGUACCUUACACGGUAACAUAACUUUAGAUUCUGAUCUAAAAUGGAUCUGAUAUGCUUGUUAAUUAUAAAAACAAUCUUACUCUAAUUGGAUUGGCACGAGAUUAUGAAAUUCAAGAUCCUAACACUUCACAAGGAAUACAACUAAGUUGGCAUUGCAGAUCUUUGUAAGUAUAAAAUGGGGAUAACUAAUGUUACACAUAUAAAAAGGAAGUUUAUGUACCAUAAAAUACUUAGAAUAUUACAAUCGAUGGUGGUACUUUCAACCCUUAUUAAAUCCUCAGCUUCACUAUUUAAGGAUCUAAAGAUUCUAGAACUUCCUAGUAUAGCUCUUUAAUUAUUUUUGCAGAGACAGAUCUUCCUCCUCUCUUGGUUGUAUUUGAUGACCCUAGGUAAUUAUAACAGAUUAACAUAAACGAAGAUAUUCAUGCAACUCUUAUUUAUGGCUCAAAUGUACCUUCGGACAUUCUAACUUAUGCUGGAGCAAUUCUCUACAAUAAUUUAGUUGUAGGAGUAAUUAAAUUUGAUUAUUAUAAACUUAAAUUUAGAAUUUGGGAUUAUUUUUCUGAUAUAAAAGCAGAUAAUAUAAUUGUUCAAAUCAGAUUUACUGUAUAUAAUCCUGCCAAUAUAAUGCCUAGUUUAAGUGUAACAAACUUUAAUAUAAACUUACCUCCUUCAAAUUGUGUUCUUUCUGUUACUCCUUCAAGUGGUCAGGCUUUAACUACCUAAUUCACUAUUCAAUUUAACGGUUGCGUAGCCCUUAAUAAUCCUAUAACUUAUUAAUUAUUCUAUUAUAACCAGACCUCUGAUGUACAAAAAGAAAUAUAAAUCCCUUAAAAUAUCCUAAGAAGAUAAUUACAGGAUUAGAGUUUACAGUCCAAAAUUAUUACCAAUCUCCCUUCAGGAAAUAUAGUAAUUAUGGGUCAAGCUAUGGAUUCUUACUUAGCUGUCUUUAAUACUACUAUAUAAGUGAAUGUUUCUCCAUUCUAGGGAGAUGAGUAGACAUUAUUGAGUUUAAUAGGUUCUGCGCUUUCAUAGUAAAAUAUAAAAGUAAAUUAAAUGCUCAUUAAUUUAUGCAUUAUUGGUGAAGAAUUAACUAAGAACACUACUCUUUACAAUCUAGAUUCUAUUAACUUCAGAAAGUAAAUGUUAGUAUAGUCAAUUAUAAGCUAUUCAAAUAGGCUUUCGAGUAAUUCUUUUUUGUCUACUUAUGGAAAUAAAGUUAUAGCAGCUCUUCAAGCUUCCAUAAAUAAUAAUUAUCAAACCUAAAGUUAUAAAGUCCUUGACUAUGUUAGUACAACUUUGCAAAACUCACAGCAAAAAAUUGCAAAUUAAAACAAUAAUAAUAAAUUAUUUAAUAAUAACGAUAUUGUUCUAUAGAAUUUGAUUGAUUGCUUUAAAAUAUUGAACUCAACUACCCAAGAGGCAUCAUAAACGCUUUAGUAGCAAAGUAACAAUAAUGGUAAAAGACUUUUAAAAAAUUAAGAAGAUUAUUCAAAUAUUUUAGACUCUUUUAGAUCCCUUUCUUCUAAUCAAACCAUGUUGCAACAACAAAUGAAUUUAUCAGAUUAAAUAGGAAAUCUAUUAAACAAAAUUACCCUUCCCAAUUAAGGAGACCUUUAAUUACAAGGAAAUUUAAUCUCUAUAAACACAGAGUAAAUAACAUCUAAGAAUCUUUAAAAAUACAUGUUUAUAUAAAACUAGCCAUCAUAAAAUGAUUCAAACAUUUAUAAUGUUGUCUUGACUAACUAUUCUUAUAACCCUUUUAUUAAUACUGAAGGCUUUUAGUCAUAUAUAAAUUAACUUUAAAACACGACUCCUGGUAUAUAAAUUUCUAUAAAUUCUGUGGUAAAACCAUUUAUCUAAAAUAUAAAUAAUGCCACUAGUUAAGAGUUUAAUAAUUCUCUUAGUCUUUAAUUUUCGAAUAUUAAACCAUCAAAAUAUAAUUUAACUUGCUUGUAGCAAAAUUCUUAAUCAAAAUGGACUCAAUCAGAUUGUAAAUUGAUUUAAUCUACCCUAAGUGGAUCAUAUACCUGUGUUUGUAAAAAUCAAAAUCCAACAACUAUUGCAGAAGAUUUAUAAGACCUUCUUGAUAAUAAAAAUUUAAAAACUGCAUUUGGCUCAUAGGGAAUAUAAAAUAUUUCUAAUUUUACAACAUUCUAUGAGUAUGCUGUAUUUUGGAUUCUUAGUUCAGUAACACUAAUCCAAAUAGGACUUUGCAUUUAUGGUCAUUUGCUAGAUUCUAAGAAUAAAAUUACAUUUGUAGGAUCUAUGUCAAAAAUCAAUCCAAUAUCUUUAGCAAAUUUUGAAAAUUUUGAUUAAAAAAUUACAAAUGAGUAAAAUCAACUACAACUAAAUUAAUAAAAAUAAGAAUCGGAUAAAUUAUAAUAAAAGGAAUCGACUGUUUUUAUAAAUUACUUGCAAUUAAGAUAAUAAUCUUAAAGAGGAACGUAAUCAAAUAUAAACCUAAAAAUACCUGAAAAUGAUUAUCAAGGAAGUAAAUUAUUUAUUUAAUAAUAAUAAAAUGAUAUAAACAACCAAAAAGUUUAGAACUUGUAGUCUUUAUCUGAAAACCAAAGCAUUUAAAGCAUAUAUCUGAGUUCAAAAGAUAAUAAAUAGGAAUUAAAAUUCGGUUAACCGAACAUCAUUACUGAAUAAGCUAAGGAUAUAAAAGCAAAGAAUAUUGAAGACAAAAGCAAAUAAAGUAAAGAAUAAUAAAAGGAUAUAGUUGAAAUAUUAAAAGGAUCAAAAAAUACUAAAAAAUUAAUGCAGACCUCUUUAUUGAAAAAGAUAUUAAUUUUUCACAAUUUUAGCAGUAUUUUCUUUGUUUACAGUAGUUAAGAAUCUAGAGCACUAAGAUUUAGCAUUUUCUACUUAAGAGUAAUUCACUCAUUAAGCAUAUCAACGAUAUUUGAUUAACAGUACAAUGAAGAGUAGAUUAUUAUAGUUUCACUUAUAAACUCUGUUAUUCUGAUAGCAAGUGUUACGUUAAUUAGAUUUUUGUAUAAAUCUAGAAAAAUAUUUAAAAUGGUAGCUUUUUUGGUAAUGAUGGGUUUGCUUGUACUAUAUUAUUAUAUCAUUUUAUCAAUUGUGAGCGGUCAAUCAAAUGAUUUCUCAAAUAAAAGGAUAUCUUCCUUUUUUAUAAUAUUUGGAGUAGAUUUCUUGAUCUUAUCAACAUUAAUCUCUAUAAUUAACAUAUAUGCAUUUAUUAAAAUAGUUAAAAAUGCAAUUAAAAACAAAUACAUAUUAAAAUUAUUAAGUUUAUUAUAAAUAUAAGAUAUUUUAGAAAAUUUAGCUUUGUGA